Molecule: messenger RNA, 2232 nt
Organism: Diaporthe amygdali
Lineage: Eukaryota; Fungi; Ascomycota; Sordariomycetes; Diaporthales; Diaporthaceae
Product: dolichyl-phosphate-mannose-protein mannosyltransferase 2
Exons: 5
Coding region: 1-2232 (743 amino acids)
Biological process (GO): protein O-linked glycosylation via mannose
Cellular component (GO): endoplasmic reticulum; membrane
Molecular function (GO): dolichyl-phosphate-mannose-protein mannosyltransferase activity
Source: RefSeq, a predicted model, not a curated record
AUGGCCGCUACCGAACGGGCCGUUGCCUCUGGCGCGGACGUCGGCGACACCCUGCGAAGACGCGAUGUCCCUUCUACCCAGCCCGGUGCCGUGCAAGGCCAGCCUCAGGCCGACGACAAGGAGAAGGUAAAGAAGGUCAAGAAGCAGCCAUCGAUUCUCCAAGUACUCGACGAGUGGGAGUUCCUCAUCGCUCCCAUCCUCUUUACCGCCCUCGCCUUCUUCACCCGCCUCUAUAAAAUCGGACUGUCCAAUAUUGUGACCUGGGACGAAGCACACUUUGGAAAGUUCGGAUCCCACUAUCUGAAGCACGAAUACUACUUCGAUGUCCAUCCACCUUUGGGAAAGCUUCUUGUCGGCCUGUCAGGUUAUCUUGCCGGAUACAACGGAUCGUUCGAGUUCAAGUCCGGGGAGACGUACCCCGAAGAUGUCAACUACACCUUUAUGCGCCAGUUUAAUGCCUUCUUCGGUGCCAUUUGCGUUCCGAUGGCCUACUGGACCGCCAAGGAAUUGAAUUUCAAGCGACCAGCAGUGUGGCUCGUCACACUUAUGGUUCUUUGCGAGAACUCGUACACCACCAUCAGCAGAUUCAUUCUGCUUGAUUCGAUGCUCCUCUGCGGCACCGUUGCCACGACCCUCUGCUGGGCGAAAUUUCACCGGCUCCAGGACAAGAGUUUCGAGCCCGAAUGGUUCUUCUGGCUGUUCAUGACGGGAUUCAGUAUCGGCUGUGUUACUAGUGUUAAACUGGUCGGGCUCUUCGUCACUGCGCUGGUUGGACUGUACACAGCUGAGGACCUGUGGAACAAAUUUGGCAACAUCCGGAUGCCUUACGCGGAACUCGGAGCCCAUCUUGCUGCAAGAGUCGUGGGUUUGAUCGUUCUCCCGUUCCUGAUCUACAUGCUCAGCUUUGCAAUCCACUUUGCCGUUCUCACCGACAGUGGGCCAGGUGAUGCCCAGAUGAGCUCGCUCUUCCAGGCUAACCUGCGCGGCACCGAGGUAGGCCAGAACAGCCCGCUCGAGGUGGCGUAUGGUUCUCGGGCUACAAUCAAGAAUAUGGGUUAUGGAGGCGGACUCUUGCACUCCCACGUACAAACAUACCCAGAUGGUUCUGGUCAACAACAGAUUACCUGCUACCACCACAAGGAUGCCAACAACGAUUGGUUUUUCUACCCGAACCGCCGUGACAAGGAUUACGACGAGAACGAGGAGCCUCGCUUUAUUGGAGACGGCGAAGUCAUCCGUUUCAUCCACGCUCAGACUGGCCGCAAUUUGCACUCACACGACCUUUCUGCCCCUGUUACCAAGGCUGAUAAGGAGGUAUCUUGUUACGGCAACUUGACAAUUGGCGACGACAAGGACCACUGGAAGGUAGAGGUUGUGCGAGACGUUGCAUCCAGAGACCGCAGCAGAAUCCGAACCUUGACAACUGCGUUCCGACUGAAACACGAAGUUCUGGGCUGCUAUCUGCGAGCUGGUAACGUCAACCUGCCACAGUGGGGUUUCAGACAAAUUGAAGUUACUUGCACCAAGGAGAACAAUCCCAGGGACACAUACACACAUUGGAACGUGGAGGCUCAUUGGAACGAGAAGCUGCCUCCUGCAGAACCUGGCCAGUACAAGUCGCCAUUCAUCCACGAUUUCAUCCACCUCAACGUCGCAAUGAUGACAUCCAACAAUGCCCUGGUUCCUGAUCCAGACAAGCAGGAUGACCUGGCUUCUCAGUGGUGGCAGUGGCCCAUUCUGAAUGUUGGAUUGCGCAUGUGCGGUUGGGACGACCACAUUGUCAAGUACUUCCUUUUGGGUAACCCCUUCGUCUAUUGGGGCUCGACGCUGUCCAUGGGCCUCAUCGGCACCAUUGUUCUAUGGUAUCUCGUCCGGUGGCAGCGGGGCUUCAAGGAGCUGUCCCAAUCCGACAUCGAUCAGAUACAUUACGCCGGCCUCUAUCCACUCGCGGGUUGGUUCCUGCAUUACCUGCCGUUCGUCAUCAUGGCUCGUGUCACCUAUGUCCACCAUUACUACCCUGCCCUAUACUUCGCGAUUUUGACGACGGGCUUUUUGGCGGACUGGUGCCUGCGGAAUCGCAACCAGGUCCUCCAGGCUGUCUUGUAUGGUGGGCUCUACGCUGUCACCAUCGGUCUCUACGUCUACUUCAUGCCAAUCUGCUGGGGCAUGACUGGCCCAAACAAGGACUACAACUACAUGAAGUGGUUCGAUGCCUGGAGAGUGACGGACUAG